AUGGCUGAGGCAGCUGCACAUGUCCUUUUUGAUGAAUUUGGCCAACCUUUUAUUGUAGUCCGUGAUCAAGAGAAACAAAAAAGGCUUACUGGCAUUGAAGCUUUAAAAAACCAUAUACUGGCAGCACGAGGGGUUGCUUCUACCCUGAAAUCGUCGUUAGGUCCAAGAGGGUUAGACAAAAUGUUGGUCAGUGGCGAUGGCGAUGUAACAAUAACUAAUGAUGGUGCCACAAUUAUGGAGAAGAUGGACGUUCAACAUCAUGUAGCGCAAUUGAUGGUUGAACUUUCUAAAAGCCAAGAUGCGGAGAUAGGCGAUGGCACAACUGGUGUUGUAGGUAUGUUUAGCAGUUAA
This is a messenger RNA of Enterobius vermicularis (human pinworm), 351 nucleotides long. The record is from the annotation of a GenBank genome assembly. NCBI's taxonomy places the organism in Eukaryota, Metazoa, Nematoda, Chromadorea, Rhabditida, Oxyuridae.